Molecule: messenger RNA, 1323 nt
Organism: Manis javanica (Malayan pangolin)
Lineage: Eukaryota; Metazoa; Chordata; Mammalia; Pholidota; Manidae
Gene: TEX13D
Product: TEX13 family member D
Source: RefSeq, a predicted model, not a curated record
AUGGCGGUUGACUUUCGUGACCCUGCCAGCGGGUUCCGUCACAGUGAAGUAAUCAGUUUUAACAACAAUGAAAUCCUCACGAAUGGGGGUGGCCAAGAUUUCUAUGUGGCCUUCCGCUCGCAGCCCUGGAAAGAGGUAGAGGACCGGCUUCUGACCAUCCUAGUUGACCAGCAGUUGCCUUGCACCAUUAAGAGGUCCUGUGCCUGGAGCGCACUGGCUUUGGGUGUGCGUGCGGCCUCUGGGCAGCAGGAGCAGCAGGCACGCCUAGUCCAGUGGCUGUGGGAGCAGGUAUAAGAGCGUGAGGCAGCCGCCCUAGUUCUGGCCUCUGAGCUGCAGCAGCUGCGUGAAGAGCAUGACCAGAUGACCACACAGCUGAACCGCACAGGGGCCACCCUGCAGAAAGUGCUAUUUGUGCAUGAUGUGCUUCGUGGGCAGCUGUUCCAGUUAGAAAGGUCAGCCCAGUUUGCCCCACUGACCCAUGAAACAUUGCCUGGGUCUCCACCUGAGCAGCUCGGGGCCACAGCAGGGCCCCUGAUUGCAGGGCAGCAGAUAGAUACCAUGGCUAUGGGGAUGCACACAAGGCUGUUUAGUGAGGUCCAGAUACCAGCCCCAGCAGAUGCUCUCAAUGUGCCAGGAUCCCUGAAUCCCUGGGCUCAGGCUAUGCAACCCCCUUUGCCAAUGGGGGUUCCAAAUGCAGUUCCAUUCUAUGCACUGAUCCCAGUGGCAGUCUCAUUCUUGCCAUCUCUACCACCAGCAAGAGCUGCAGUAAGGCCACUGCAGAUGCCUCCUCUGGGGAUCUCCCCCUCUGGCCCAAGGGCUUCAGAAGGCUUCCAGGAGGAGAUUGCCCCAUUGUGUUACCAGAGGAGCUAUAUGCAGGAGGAAGGUUGUAGGAACAUCCAGUAUAUAGUCCCCCUGGAAAAUAUUAGAAACCUUAGCUACAAUGAAAAUCUACAGAGGUCCCAGGGAAUGGCCCCCCUCAUGGAGAGCGUUAGCCUGGAGACAGGUACAGAAAACCCCCAGGAGAUGAUUACCCUGGGUGCGGGCAGUAGCCAAAGCCAAGAAGAAGGUCCACAGAAGCCCCAGGUGACCUCCCUGGGGGACAGCUGGAGCUUUGGUAUGAGAGAAAACCAGAAGAAUCAGCAGCCUCUGGGACAGAAUGAGCCAAAAGGGAAAAAAGCCUCAGAUUCCCAGUGCCAAGAGAAGUUGGCCUCAGGCAGCAGUCCAGGGAACUGGGACUGCCAACGGUGUAAAGCCUGCUAUAAAUGCAGGAAAGUCCGUAGGCCAUUUGAGAGUGGAGGCCUGGACCCUGGAAAAACUCACUAA